Molecule: messenger RNA, 459 nt
Organism: Metopolophium dirhodum (rose-grain aphid)
Lineage: Eukaryota; Metazoa; Arthropoda; Insecta; Hemiptera; Aphididae
Product: 52 kDa repressor of the inhibitor of the protein kinase-like
Exons: 1
Coding region: 1-459 (152 amino acids)
Source: RefSeq, a predicted model, not a curated record
AUGUCUCCAAUAAUUCAAACAGUAAUUUUAUGUGGUAAACAAAAUAUUCCGCUCAGAGGACAUCGAGAUUCCAAGAAACUUAUUGUUGAACAAGAAAAUGACAAGUUAAUCCAAAACCAGGGGAAUUUUAGAGAAAUAUUAAGAUAUAGAGCGCAAGGAGAUGACCAUUUGAAAUCAUUUUUGGAAGCUGAAGGAACAAUAAAAUAUACAGGUGCAACACUUCAAAAUGAAAUCAUUGAAUCCUGCAAUAAAAUUAUUUUAAAUAAAAUUGUAACAAACAUAAAUUCCCAAAGAUGUUUUACAAUACUUGCUGAUGAUACAGCCGACAUUAGUGGAAUCGAACAAGUAUCUUUAUGUGCACGCUAUUUAGAUGUUGAAAAUAUGAUUAUUAAGGAAGAAUUUCUUCAGUUUGUGCCUACGACAGAUACUACUGGAAAAGGUUUAGUCGAUAUAUUAUAA